AUUGCCCCGUCUAAGCCUAGUCCUCUGCUUUCAUUGCUGCAAACGGUGACCUUGACCUCUUAGAGUAAUACAUGAAGGAUGGUGCGAGAUUUGCUCAUUUGGAGCUGAAAUCCCUCUCUAUGGAAUCUACAGCAGAAGGUAUUCGGCUUGCCAUCAGGAAGCAUCAAAGAUGGCCUCUGCAUGAUGUGGCUUUUAAAAACUCAAGAACUACCUAAAUUGCCAGUUUGCAGUGGAGAAGACAAAAAUGGAAAUUCAAACAUCAAAGCUUCCAUUUUGAUAUUCAUAGCUAUAUAGACAUGUGUCCCCACCACAAGGAGUAAACUGCACCAAGGGGGAAAGUUCUUAAGGCCCCCAAACCACAAGUAUUUUUGUCUCUCCCCCUGGAGACAAAGCAGAACUAUGGCAUUUUAUAGCUGCUGUUUGAUCCUCUGGGCAUUCACCUGGCAUGCUUCUGCUUAUGGGCCUGAUCAGCGAGCCCAGAAGAAAGGGGACAUUAUCCUUGGGGGACUCUUUCCUAUUCAUUUUGGAGUAGCAGCCAAAGAUCAAGAUCUCAAAUCAAGGCCAGAGUCUGUGGAAUGUAUCAGGUACAAUUUCCGAGGAUUUCGCUGGUUACAAGCUAUGAUAUUUGCCAUAGAGGAAAUAAACAGCAGCCCUGCGCUUCUACCUAAUAUGACUCUGGGAUACAGGAUAUUUGACACUUGCAACACUGUUUCUAAAGCUUUGGAGGCCACGCUGAGUUUUGUGGCCCAGAACAAAAUCGAUUCUUUGAACCUUGAUGAGUUCUGCAACUGCUCAGAGCACAUUCCCUCCACUAUCGCAGUGGUGGGAGCCACUGGCUCUGGCAUCUCCACUGCAGUGGCGAACUUGCUGGGGCUCUUCUACAUUCCCCAGGUUAGCUAUGCCUCCUCCAGUAGACUACUCAGCAACAAGAAUCAAUUCAAGUCCUUCCUCCGUACCAUCCCCAAUGAUGAACACCAGGCCACUGCCAUGGCAGACAUUAUCGAAUAUUUCCGCUGGAACUGGGUGGGCACAAUUGCUGCUGAUGAUGACUAUGGCCGGCCGGGGAUUGAGAAGUUUCGAGAGGAAGCUGAAGAGCGGGACAUCUGUAUUGACUUCAGUGAGCUCAUCUCCCAGUACUCUGAUGAGGAAGAGAUCCAGCAAGUGGUGGAGGUGAUCCAGAAUUCCACAGCUAAAGUCAUCGUAGUUUUCUCCAGUGGUCCAGACCUUGAACCCCUCAUCAAGGAAAUUGUCCGGCGCAAUAUCACAGGCAGGAUCUGGCUAGCCAGCGAGGCAUGGGCCAGUUCUUCCCUGAUUGCUAUGCCCGAGUACUUCCAUGUGGUCGGAGGCACCAUUGGAUUUGCUCUGAAGGCCGGCCAGAUCCCAGGUUUCCGGGAAUUCCUGCAGAAAGUUCAUCCCAGGAAGUCUAUCCACAAUGGUUUUGCCAAGGAAUUUUGGGAAGAAACAUUUAACUGCCACCUCCAAGAAGGUGCUAAAGGACCAUUACCCAUGGACACCUUCCUGAGAGAAGAAGGUGGCGGCAGAAUAAACAAUAGUUCCACUGCCUUCCGACCUCUCUGUACAGGAGAUGAGAACAUCAGCAGUGUUGAGACCCCUUACAUGGAUUAUACACAUUUACGGAUAUCCUACAAUGUCUACUUAGCAGUCUACUCUAUUGCUCAUGCCUUGCAAGAUAUAUAUACUUGUUUGCCUGGGAGAGGGCUCUUCACCAAUGGUUCCUGUGCAGACAUAAAGAAGGUGGAGGCUUGGCAGGUCCUGAAGCACCUUCGGCACCUAAACUUUACCAACAACAUGGGAGAACAAGUGACUUUCGAUGAGUGUGGUGACCUGAUGGGGAACUACUCCAUCAUCAACUGGCACCUCUCCCCCGAGGAUGGUUCCAUUGUGUUUAAGGAGGUCGGAUAUUACAACGUUUAUGCAAAGAAGGGAGAAAGGCUCUUCAUCAAUGAGGAGAAAAUCUUGUGGAGUGGGUUCUCCAGGGAGGUGCCUUUCUCCAACUGCAGCAGAGACUGCCUGGCAGGGACCAGGAAAGGAAUCAUUGAGGGGGAGCCCACCUGCUGCUUUGAAUGUGUAGCGUGUCCAGAUGGGGAGUACAGUGAUGAGACAGAUGCAAGUGCCUGUGACAAGUGCCCUAGUGACUUCUGGUCCAAUGAGAACCACACUUCUUGCAUCGCCAAGGAGAUUGAGUUUCUAUCGUGGACAGAGCCCUUUGGCAUUGCACUCACCCUCUUUGCAGUGCUGGGCAUUUUCCUGACAGCCUUCGUGCUGGGUGUUUUCAUCAAGUUCCGCAACACGCCCAUCGUCAAGGCCACCAACCGGGAGCUCUCCUACCUCCUCCUCUUCUCCCUGCUCUGCUGUUUCUCCAGCUCCCUGUUCUUCAUCGGUGAGCCUCAAGACUGGACAUGCCGCCUGCGCCAGCCAGCCUUUGGCAUCAGCUUUGUGCUCUGCAUCUCAUGCAUCCUGGUGAAAACCAACCGUGUUCUCCUGGUGUUUGAGGCCAAGAUCCCCACCAGCUUCCACCGCAAGUGGUGGGGGCUCAACCUGCAGUUCCUGCUGGUCUUCCUCUGCACUUUCAUGCAGAUCGUCAUCUGUGUGAUCUGGCUCUACACUGCGCCCCCUUCCAGCUACCGCAACCAUGAGCUGGAGGACGAGAUCAUCUUCAUCACAUGCCACGAGGGCUCCCUCAUGGCCCUGGGCUUCCUGAUUGGCUACACCUGCCUGCUGGCUGCCAUCUGCUUCUUUUUUGCCUUCAAGUCCCGGAAGCUGCCAGAGAACUUCAACGAAGCCAAGUUCAUCACCUUUAGCAUGCUUAUCUUCUUCAUCGUCUGGAUCUCCUUCAUUCCUGCCUACGCCAGCACCUAUGGCAAGUUUGUCUCUGCUGUGGAGGUGAUCGCCAUCCUGGCAGCCAGCUUUGGCUUGUUGGCCUGCAUCUUCUUCAACAAGGUCUACAUCAUUCUCUUCAAGCCAUCCCGUAACACCAUCGAGGAGGUGCGCUGCAGCACCGCUGCUCACGCUUUCAAGGUGGCAGCCCGGGCCACACUGCGCCGCAGCAACGUCUCCCGCAAGCGGUCCAGCAGCCUGGGGGGCUCCACGGGAUCCACACCCUCCUCCUCCAUCAGCAGCAAGAGCAACAGCGAAGACCCCUUCCCACCGCCCGAGAGGCAGAAACAGCAGCAGCCUCUCGCCCUGACCCAGCAAGAGCCGCAGCCACAGCAGCCCUUGACCCUCCAGCAGCAGGAGCAGCCCAGAUGCAAGCAGAAGGUCAUCUUCGGCAGUGGCACAGUCACCUUCUCGCUGAGCUUUGAUGAGCCUCAGAAGAGCGCCAUGGCUCACGGGAAUUCCACACACCAGAACUCCCUAGAGGCCCAGAAAAGCAACGAUACCUUGACCAAACACCAGGCGUUGCUCCCACUGCAGUGUGGGGAGGUAGACUCAGAACCAAGCCCCCAGGAGCCAGGCCUCCCAGGACCUGUAGGUGGGGACUGUCAACCAGAGAUGAAGGACACUGACGAUAUGUCCCCGGCACUAGUCGUGUCCAGUUCACAGAGCUUUGUCAUCAGCGGCGGAGGCAGCACUGUCACAGAAAACAUACUGCAUUCGUAAUCUAGACAAAGGCGAAUCCAGAAGAAUCCAAGAAGUUUCCUGGUAUCACCCUCUCCAACCAGAGUGAAGAAUUGCGCCAGACUCCUUUCCUCAGGGGAAGGAGCGAUGAUAGACAGCCAAACGACCUAAGCAUAGUUGCACUGCUUUAAAUGACAGUGAGUUGACUAAUGUUCCCUUUAAAGUUUAAAAUAAAAAGAAGAGCCUUGUGCUUCUGUGGUCAGGUUUGUAAGGGAGGUGAAAACACCAUAGACAGAUUUGCUGUUUAUGUUUCUUCCUCUGUUCUCUUCCUCUGCGUUUCCCACCCAACGGCCCAGAGAUGAAACCAAGGCUUUAGGCUGCCUGCCUAGCCCCUCCCUGUUUCAUAUUGAAAUACCUGCCCUGAAGCUGUGGACAGCCUGGCCCAGAAACAAACAUGUGCAGAGGGGCAGGAUGCCAGGUCUGCUCCCCACUUAAGUUGAGACACCAAAAGAUAGACUGUCACCAAUGCUGCCCAACACCUUGACAACAGAAUGAAUGUUCAAGAUCUUAAGGCUGUGUGUCCCCUCCUAUUUAUGAAGACCAUAGAUAUUUGGUUUCUUACUUGCUGCUGCUAUCAUGUGACAUCUAGAUUAGCAUCCCUUCUGUAUCAGAGCACCUGCUGUUGUCCAGAAUGUGAUAGUGAUGCCGUGUUUAGAUUGCAGGAUCACAAGAAUCACCUCAAAUUGUUGGGGCGGGACUACACGAAUCCAAUGAGCUGUAUCUUUAAUUAAUAUUGCUGUAUGUAGCUUUAUCCUUUUAAAAAUGUUUCUGUUAUAAUAAUCCAUGGACAAUAUAAACUGCAAAAAAAUGUCACGGUCUGGUUUAUAUGAGGCAGUAUUAUUGAGCUCCAUUCUCCCUGCCCCCCACCCUCCAUCCAUGAUCUAAGCCCUCUGUGAACCCCAGUGGUCCAGAGGCUCCCCCACCCCUGACUGCAAGGCUUCUGGUAGCCAGAUCUACACCUGUCCUUGACUUCACAAGAAUAAGCUCUCAGUCCAUGGCCCCCUGCUAGUUGUUGGGGUAAGAAUAUGUGGUUCCAAGAGAGCUCUCACAGGACAGUCACCCAGCGCUUCACCCCCAAGUGCCAUAACUACAUUGCCGCCAGCAGAGCAUGUCCCAGGGUGGUUAAAAGGCUUGAGUGCCAUACUGCUGAGCAUCCAGGCUCUGGAGUCAGAGGGAUCUGGGUUCUUCCUGACAAAUUGGGUGACCACAGCCAGGAACCUUAACCUCACUCAGCUCCAGAUUCUUCGUCUCUUAAAUGGAGGUAAUCAUUCUUUUCCCUCAGAGCUCUUACGUGGAUUAAAAGAGAUAAUGUAUGUAAAGUACUUUAGCAUGGUGCCUAGCACAUA
Messenger RNA from Talpa occidentalis (Iberian mole), 4985 nucleotides. RefSeq names its product calcium sensing receptor (gene CASR). Gene Ontology annotation, cellular component: membrane. The record is from RefSeq and is a predicted model, not a curated record. Lineage: Eukaryota; Metazoa; Chordata; Mammalia; Eulipotyphla; Talpidae. Gene Ontology annotation, biological process: regulation of calcium ion transport; G protein-coupled receptor signaling pathway; detection of calcium ion. Gene Ontology annotation, molecular function: calcium ion binding; G protein-coupled receptor activity. The transcript has 7 exons. Bases 400 to 3621 code for a protein of 1073 amino acids.